AUGACGCCUCACCCAAGCUCUGCGUUCGCCGUCGGCGUCGUAAUCCUAUUCGCAAGAUGGGCAAUACGGAUCAGGACUGUCGGCUUCCGAGGGCUUCGUGGUGACGACCUGAUAUCAAUACCAUUAUUGGCGCUCUGGACCAUCAAUGCAUUCGGCGCGUACACAACGUACUACUCGGGUAGUAAUUUUGACGUAACGGCCGAGCAGGCCGAGCAGCUUUCCGAUAGCGACGUCUGGGUCCUGGAGUACGGCGGCAAGUGGCAGGCCGCGUCCAUCUUCACCUACAGUGCGAUCAUAUGGUGUCUCAAAUUUAUGGUGCUGUUCUUCUACCGGCGCCUCAACGCAGACCAAUGGAACCAGUCCCUUUGGACCCACGGAACGGGUUGGAUCUUCUAUCUCAAUGGCAUAGCCUACAUCGCCGUUGUCUUUGUGCCCAUCCUGGUGUGUAAAGAAUUCCACAACAACUGGGUUGUGCGACCACUGCACCACUGCCCAUUCUCCCCCUGGAACGUAUGGAUCCCCGUCUCCGUGAACAUUUUCACCGACGAGCUCAUCAUGACCAUACCUGUACCUAUUCUAUGUCAAUCACGAGUCUCGACGCCUCGAAAGAUAGGCAUUAUGCUUCUCCUUUGCUUGGUCGGCUUUGUUAUAUCUGCAGCCGUAGUCAGAGCAAAGUUUACAAUAGCUGCGGCACCCAGCGUCACAGCGAUAAAUCGAUGGGGAUUCCGCGAAACAGGAGCCGGAAUGAUUGUCGUCAACGCCCCAGUCGUAAUGCCGAUCUUCUCAAAGGCCUUCUGGAAGCGUGGGCCCUACCGGCCAGGGAGACAAGAAGAACAACCACACGGCGGGGAUAUACUCGGCGGUGGUGGCGAUCACGGCAACGGACGACGUGCCUCGGACGCACCGGGGCCGACCGCGUCCCAAGUACCGACCGAUGUGACAGAGACAACGCAGGGAGCCAGCCACGGCACGGGCGAGAGUAUAGAGCUGAGAAAUCUCGGCGGGCGCAGUGGGCCUGGGAAUAACACCGCCAACAGAGACCUGGAGCAGGGGCCGGACACGACGUCUGAAGCUGUGGAGGCGAGGUCAGCGGGGCGGCGUGUGGAAGACGAAGGGGAUGGGCCGGCUGUUUCGGCGACGAGAAUUGUUGGCUGA
Diaporthe batatas is the source of this 1155-nucleotide messenger RNA. RefSeq lists its product as uncharacterized. The coding region runs from base 1 to 1155 and encodes 384 amino acids. The transcript is spliced from 6 exons. NCBI's taxonomy places the organism in Eukaryota, Fungi, Ascomycota, Sordariomycetes, Diaporthales, Diaporthaceae. The record is from RefSeq and is a predicted model, not a curated record.